Molecule: messenger RNA, 1589 nt
Organism: Macrosteles quadrilineatus (aster leafhopper)
Lineage: Eukaryota; Metazoa; Arthropoda; Insecta; Hemiptera; Cicadellidae
Product: WASH complex subunit 1-like
Exons: 9
Coding region: 164-1540 (458 amino acids)
Biological process (GO): retrograde transport, endosome to Golgi; endocytic recycling; Arp2/3 complex-mediated actin nucleation
Cellular component (GO): recycling endosome; early endosome; WASH complex
Molecular function (GO): alpha-tubulin binding; gamma-tubulin binding; actin binding
Source: RefSeq, a predicted model, not a curated record
CUGUACUCAGCAGGAGUGUUUGUUCUCCAACUUCUUUAUAGAUGCAUAUCAUAAUCUAAUGCUUACAAAUUAUUGAUGCAUAUAAAUGAAUCAUUACAGUAUUUAUUGAAUGUAGAUAACCGAAAAUUUGUUGGAAAUCCGUCAUCAAUAUAAAGGUGUCAAAAUGAGUCACGUUCCUUAUGCCGAAGUCCCGAUUAUACAUCAAGGGUUGCGACAAGAGGAAACUGUAAUACAAAUCACGUUAGCUCUAGAUUACUUGGAGAAGGUAUCAUGUGGAAUUUUCCAACAUAUCAAAUCAUCAGUAGAAAAACAGAAAGUUCAACUUUCCAAACUUCAAGACCGAAGCAAAUUAAUUAACAAAAAAAUGGAUAAAUUAGCUGGCACAAAUAAGGCUACCAAGGUUUUUGCCAGUGCAAAGUAUCCUGGUAGUGAUAUACCUCGAGACUAUACUCUAGACAUUCUUUCAACGCCGUUACCAAAGCUUGAUCGGACCAGUGUGCAAAUAUCAUCCAAACAUCCUCCGUUUGACCCAGACUCUAUUAAAGACAAAUGCCAACAUUUCCACAUUAAAACAAGCACAAAGCAGAUAAAGAAGAAUAUUGAAGUGACUCCAGAAGAAGGCCUUGGCAGUUUACCGGCUGAUUUAGACUCCGUCAGUGCUCUUCUCCUUUUUAAUACUUCAGAAAACUUGUACAAGAAGUAUGUCAUGCUUGACCCUCUCGGUGUAGUUACCAAGACGAGGCAAGUAUUGGAGGAUGAAAUCAAAGGUGACUUGGAUGCAGCUCCUCGCUCUAUGUGUCAGGAGGUGGUUGAGUUUAAAAUUGGGGAGAACUACUUCUACUCCCCCACCUUACAAGAGGUGCCCCAACUGGAUGUUCCUCUGGACUUGCCCGACCUUCCAGGAAUUGCUGGAGAUCUGCAGUUCUCUAUGGAAUCAGAGCCCCAUAUCGCCCCAUCGAGCUCCACACCCAUACCAGAACUUCCCUCAGUGUUUGUUGAUACAUCGUCAGAUACCAUAUUACCUACACCUCCUCUACCCCCUCAAGUUUCCUUGAUAUCUGAGGAGGUGAGACCACCGCCUGUAGUUGCUCCACCCCCACCUCCACCUCCACCCCCUCCUCCACCACCUCAGAUACCUCCUCCACCUCCAGCUCCUACACAGGAUCAAGAUAUGCAGACUGUUACUCCAACCACUCCAGCGGUGGCUCCAGUAAGGACUGAUAAUGCACACGCUAACUUGAUGGAGGCCAUCCGCAACGCAGGAGGCAAAGAUAGAGCUAGACUACGCUCAGUUACGGACCGUAAACAGGAAGCUAAGAGAAAACAGGAAGAGGAGAGCAUAACAAAGUCAACGGGAGGCAACCUGAUGGCAGACUUGCAUGCGAAAUUGUCUCUUAGAAGGAAGGGAAUCUCUGGAUCCCAGACAGGAAGUGAUCCUCUGGAGAAGUUUAUAGCCAUGAUCCCCCCUCCUCCUAUCAAAGAAGGACCAUCCGACACUGAUGAGCCAGAUGAUGUAGAUGCUGACUGGGAAGAGGAUUAAUCCGGAAAUCGUACCUUAUAAAUUUAUUGUGCUUGAUACUUUUCUACAA